AUGUUCUCUUUCGACUAUUUCCUUUUGUCUUCUACUCUUCCAUGGCUCUCCCAGACCACCCCAUUAAACUUUGCGCUUGAAAUUGCAGAUAAUAACAUUGUCUAUAGAAAUAAGAUACAUCAUUCUGUUCAAAGGCGCGCUCGAGAGCCGGAAAGUGUAGCUGCAGAUCCGACACUUCCUCGCACAAAGUCUGUUCGUUGUUCUCAAUGCAACCAUGGAGAAGCUGUCUUUUUCAAGGUUAGUGAUGUCUCUUCUUCCUUGAUCAUGCAACCUUAUGGCCAGUUCUUUGGACUGCAACGGCCAAAGGGGAAGAAGGCUUGGCACUCACUUUUGUUUGCUGCAACCCAACAUGUGGCAACCGUUGGAGAGACUAGAACUCUAUCCUAG
Molecule: messenger RNA, 387 nt
Organism: Sphenostylis stenocarpa
Lineage: Eukaryota; Viridiplantae; Streptophyta; Magnoliopsida; Fabales; Fabaceae
Source: the annotation of a GenBank genome assembly